AUUACAUUAUAUUUGUAUUGUGAUUUUGGUUCCUGUUUUUUAUUCGAUAGUUUGUGAUAUUAGAUGUGUAUUUCAUUAGUUUAAUUGAAACACAAGUAACACUAGUUUCAUCCGUUAAUGUAUUCUUCGAUUUUGAUUGGAUCAAAUGGAAAAUACGCUUUCACAAGUGUUUGUUGAUGCGCAUAUUGAGGGUAUUAAUUUGGUUAUUUUUUCAAGUACUUGAUAUCUUUGUAAGUCCCAAACUAUCAUUAUUUUAUAAUUUAUAAUAUAAUAUUUAAAAAUUAUAAAGAAUUUGUGCGCACUGAUAUAAUUUGACCUAUGUGCCAUUUUUGACAUGAGUGGAAUAGAUUUGUCUCCCCUUCUUCUUCUUCUUGUGUUCAGUUAAAAUUGCCAACAAUCACAAUUAGUUAUAAAAUAGGUCACAUAUAUAUAAAUGAGUAAACAAAUAAAUAAAUAAAUAGAUAGUAAUAAUUUAAUAUUAAUGGUCGGUAACUUUGUCAUAUCUUAUAUUGUAGCCAAUGUCUAUGGCAUUCUUGUUCACUUGUUCUAGGUCAUCCUUGGUACAUUGUGUUGGAUUUAUGGUACAGUUGAGUGUUAAUCAAGUUCGUUUGGAAAUACAAUGGAUCAAAGUGCGAUUGGAAACGAAAUGGAUCAAGGUGCGAUUGGAAGCGAAGUGAAACAAAGUGCAAUUGGAACUGAAAUUGAUCAAAAUGCGACCGGAAGUCAAACAGAUACAAUUGGAAACGAAAUGGAUCAAGGUGCGAUUGGAAGCGAAGUGAAACAAAGUGCAAUUGGAACUGAAAUUGAUCAAAAUGCGACUGGAAGUCAAACAGAUACAAUUGGAAAUGAAAUGGAUCAAGGUGCGAUUGGAAGCGAAAUGAAACAAAGUGCAAUUGGCAGUGAAAUGAAUCAAAAUGCGAUUGAAACCGAAAUUGAUCAAAAUGCGACUGGAAGUCAAACAGAUACGAUUGAAAUCGAAAUGGAUCAAGGUGCGAUUGGAAGCGAAAUGAAACAAAGUGCAAUUGGCAGUGAAGUUAAUAAAAAUGCGAUUGGAACCGAAAUUGAUCAAAAUGCGACUGGAAGUCAAACAGAUACAAUUGGAAACGAAAUGGAUCAAGGUGCGAUUGGAAGCGAAAUUGAUCAAGAAAAAAUGGAUAUACCUGCUGUUCUGCUAAAAGAAUCUGAAAUAAAAAAGGAAGUAAUUGAAUCUGAUGUCAUAACAAUAAGUGAUGAUGAAGAUGAAUCAGACACAAUACCUAUAGGUAUUGCUAUACCUAUGCAUAUACCUAUAACAGUACCAUGCCCUAAUAAUCUGCUUAUAUUUAAGCGCCGUUCAACUGAACCUAAGUCCUUCAAACGCUGUUUAUCUGAACCUAAGUCCUUCAAACGCUGUUCAUCUGAACCUAAGCCCUUCAAACGCUGUUCAUCUGUUGGGGUGGCUGAACGUCGAUGUUCAUCUGUUCCAAUUCAUAAAAAUAAUUACGAUGAAUUACAUGAACCAUCAGAAUGUAUAUCAAUAUCAUCUGAUAGUGGUGGCGAAUGUUCAUCACAACUUAAACCAAAAAAAACUCUUAAACGCAAAAGAAGUUUGAUUCCAACCAAUAUCGAAGUUGAAAAUACCCGAAAAACUAUGAAACCAGGACCUAAGUCAAAAACAAGAAAUAUAGUAACUGUUCAUCAAAUGAUCACUGAGGCUAAAAAUUUAGCACCAGGAAUGACACUUGACUCCAGUGAUGAUUCUGAUAUUGAAAUGAUGUUAAAUUCAGAUGAUGAAAAUGACUCUAUUGAAAACGAAGAAGAAGAAGAAGAUGAAGUAGAAGAAGAAACAGAAGGAGUUGACGAGACGGAAGAAACAGAAGAAGUUGACGAGACGGAAGAAACAGAAGAAGUUGACGAGACAGAAGAAGUUGACGAGACAGAAGAAGAAGGAGAAGUAGAAGAAGAACAAGAACAAGAAGAAGGACAACAAACACUAAUCGUUCCAGAUGAUGAUGAAAAUGAAAGUAAUGAAGACGGGGAAGUAUUACCAACAAUUGAUGAAGACGUUAUAAGUAUUAGUUCUGACGAUGAGUAUGGACAAUUGUUAGCUUGUAGUCAGACAAAAACCACCUCUGCUGCAGAAGAAAGAGACCGUUUAAGUCUAAGUAACAACGUAACAAUCAACCAAAAAGAAGACAAGAUCAUGCAAAAUAACGAAUUAAUAAAGGAAGAAAUUGCCUCUGAUGAUGCUGCAGAAGAAAGAGACCGUUUAAAUCUAAGUAACAACGUAACAAUCAACCAAAAAGAAGAUAAGAUCAUGCAAAAUAACGAAUUAAUAAAGGAAGAAAUUGCCUCUGAUGAUGCUGCAGAAGAAAGAGACCGUUUAAGUCUAAGUAACAAUGUAACAAUCAACCAAAAAGAAAAAAAGAUCAUGCAAAAUAACAAAUUAAUAAAGGGGGAAAUUGACUCUGAUGAUGCUGCAGACAAAAGAGACCGUUUAAGUCUAAGUAACAAUGUAACAAUCCACCAAAAAGAAGAAAAGAUCAUGCAAAAUAAUGAAUUAAUAAAGGGAGAAAUUGCUUCUGAUGAUACUGCAGAAGAAAGAGACCAUUUAAGUCUAAGUAACAACGUAACAAUCAACCAAAAAGAAGAAAAGAUCAUGCAAAAUAAUGAAUUAAUAAAGGGAGAAAUUGCCUCUGAUGAUGCUGUAGAAGAAAGAGACCGUUUAAGUCUAAGUAACAACGUAACAAUCAACCAAGAAGACAAGAUCAUGCAAAAUAACGAAAUACUAAAGAAAGAAAAUGAUAAAAUAACAGAAGAUGAAAAUUACAAUAAUGAAAUACUGAAGAAUAGCUUAACUGAUUCAAAUGAAAUAUUAAAAAGCGGAGAAUAACAUAAUUUUUUUAAUAAAUUUCCAAAUCAAAAGUUAUAAUAUAUAAGAAUGAGAAUGAUUAUAUGUAUUAUAUGUAAUGAUGUUUUCAAAAAUAACUCAAUUAUUCCAGAUUGAAAAUUCAACAAAUUAAAUAAUAUCUAUGUUUGAAUAUUAAUAAAUGCAAUGAAAACUAAAUAAUGAUAAUCACCACCAAAUUUGUAAAUAUUUUGUAAAUGUACCAACAAUUAGAUGUAAAAGGAAUGAAAAUAUGUAUAGUAUACAUAACAAUAUUGUUAUGUUUUUAACCUUAUACUCAAUAUCAUAAGAAAUAUAAUUAAUUUAAUACUAUUUGU
Acyrthosiphon pisum (pea aphid) is the source of this 3204-nucleotide messenger RNA. Its product is annotated as AT-rich interactive domain-containing protein 4B. The transcript has 2 exons. The record is from RefSeq and is a predicted model, not a curated record. The coding region runs from base 620 to 2872 and encodes 750 amino acids. Lineage: Eukaryota; Metazoa; Arthropoda; Insecta; Hemiptera; Aphididae.